Molecule: messenger RNA, 6678 nt
Organism: Mizuhopecten yessoensis (Yesso scallop)
Lineage: Eukaryota; Metazoa; Mollusca; Bivalvia; Pectinida; Pectinidae
Product: IQ domain-containing protein H-like
Exons: 25
Coding region: 110-3673 (1187 amino acids)
Molecular function (GO): protein binding
Source: RefSeq, a predicted model, not a curated record
UACUAACUAAAAAUCAAAUGUGCAAUCAGGAUGUGUUAACAUUUUAGUGAAAAAUAGUAAGUUUUCGAUUUCCAAAGGAAAAGGACAAUUUUCCAGGUAGAUUUAUAAAAUGACAGAAAAGAGGACUGUGUUUGAACUGCACAGCAGUGUGAGUCUUCCUGCGCUCCCGUAUCCCUUCCACGCUCGGGAGGUGAAAAAGAAAGGUUCUGUCUGUAAGGAUGUGGAUUAUUCACAAGUUGUCAAAGAGGUACAAGAUGACAUCCGCCAGCUUCGAGAGAGGAUUAACCAUGGGGACGGGGGCAGCAUCAACAUCAAGGACCUGGAGAGUGCCCUGGCCAAAACUGAGGAGGGGCUACAGAUGAAGACAGAGCAGGUGAUCAACCACUACAACAACCAAGUACAGACCCUGCCCACGGCCCUCAGUACCAGGUUUGACCCGGGCAUGGUGGCCAUGGAACAGACGUGGGACCUUAGAAAUAAGACUAAAACAGAAAUGAAAAGAACACAUGACCAGCAGUAUCUUGCCAGAGAGAAGCUAAGACAGCCACAACCUCCAGGGGCACUGUUACCUAAACGACAGCAGGUUCAGGUAGCGGGACCAUCUCCAGGUCAACAGACAAAACACAUGUUAACACUGAGAGCUGUAUUGAACCCAAUGCAUGGACAGAACAGACAAUCUCUCAACGACAAUUUUGGAAUCCAACUUCCACUUAUACCUCAGCGCAAUGAAAAUAAGAGACAGGUCAGACUUAUACAAAAGGAUAAUAGCGGAGUGGUCAUAAAAGUGACCCGUAAUAUCCCACGUCCGAUGAUAGGGACAACGGUGGAACCACUGGCUGUACUCCCACGAGCUAACAGGGCCGACCCACAGAUUGCCCCUCCCCCUAUAUCAGAAGAUGAUGCUAGGAAGGGUAUCCUGAGUUUACUGGAGAGGGGUUUGAUUCCACCAGCAGCAGAACUUACUCUAGACCCUUCACCUGUUCGACACAAGACAGCACCUCUUCACGACCCACAUGUAAAAAAUAAACCAACUCAGCCAGAGAUGUCCCAUCAUUUGGCUGGAGUAAAACUGGACAUCAAACCAACAAAGAAGGCCGAAAUAGACGAUAAUGUGACACGGAUACCCAUAGUCCCUCCACACCCAUUGUCUGCCCAUAGUACGGAGACAAGGACCCCCUCAGCUAAGACUCGAGCCACGUCAGCGUCUAUGCCAUUGAUAAAAACGCCAGCCACACUUAAAACCUUUGAUCUGCCACUACAGCCAAUGGAGUUGAUACAGUCACCUGACCUCAACAAGAUAGUCCAUAUCCCGGGACAGUCUUCCAGCACAGUCAGGCCCGCGGACAUUACCUACCUACCCCACAUUAAGCCACCACCUACGACCCCCGCUAGUGGUGACAUCAAACACCUUACCCAUAGGUUUGCCAUCCAGAACGGAAAGAUACGGGACACGUCUGCCGAGUUUUUGACGUUCAAACAACACUACUGUCUAACCUGGGGAAGCAUUGUAUCAAUGAUCAGACACCUGGAGAGGAUGAUGCAGGAAUUCACCAUUCCUAUUGCCUUUAUCAAUGGAGACAAACUUGCUGACCUGUCCCUGGAGUUUGAGCUUGAGAAGGCCCCAAGUGUGGAUGACUUACUUACUGUCAUUGUCAACCGAGAAGAUGUGGAGGUCAUCAUGAACCGGCCUGGGAGACGAUUUAAGGGUCCGAAUGGGAAAAAUGUGGCAGCCACUCGUAUCCAGUCUUCGUGGCGGAUGUUCCGUGAUCGUUCGGAGUAUCUGGAAUAUCGUAAGAAGAAGUGGGCAGCAGGUGUUAUUGCUAUCUCCUGGAUCAUGACUAUAAAGAUGUCACAGGUCAAACAGAAACUCAAACAGAGUCGCGAGGAUCAGCUGGAGGCAUUCAGACGGAGGGCAAAGAAGUUUGCGAUGUCCUGGGACAGAAUCAAGCAGUCCAAGCGGGUGAUCAUCCACAUGUCCUCCCUGGGGCUGUCUCAGAACAUCAGGGACACCAUCCAUGAGUUUGGGAUCCGUCAGAACACACAGAUGGCCCGCCUCUGUGACAUCCGCGACCCCAAUGUGGAUGUGAUAUUUAUCUCACCGGUGCCCCUCAGUGAGGAAACCCUCCAGUACUACAGCAAGCUGCUGGGCCUGAAGGCAGCCGUUGACUCGGGAAACGUCGAGGACCAGUGUGUCAUGUCUGAGCGGUACCGCAUUAUUACUCCCGAUGCCAUCAAGAGCUUCCCUACCCAUAGGAUGUGUCUGUCCACACUCCUGAAAUACAGUCCACGCACCAUCAAACGUAUAAAACACCUGAUCAAGGGUCGUGAAGCAUACAUGGUGUCAGGCGUUCCCCACAGCGACGACCUGGCGGUAGCCGACGAGCUUGAUGUGCCAAUCCUCUCUCCUGAGCCUGAGGUUGCACACCUGUACUCCACCAAGUCUGGCUGUAAGAGAAUCUUCGCAAGUGCUGCUGUUGACCUGCCCCCAAGUGAAUACGAUGUAUAUAGUCUGGGACAGUUACACGAAUGUCUGGCACAGCUAGUUACGGAGAACCUGACUGUGAAGCGUUGGCUGUUUAAGCUUGAUGAUGAGUUUGAUGGACGUGGCAUUGCAUACUGUGAUGUGACGGAACACCUACAGUGUUACCCUUGGGCCCUGAAGGAGUCACGGCGGUACGGUGAGAAGUGGAGCAAAAAGUGGGCACAGGAAGCAGCAUACAUUAAAAUCCAUGCAGAAAUAGCAGACGUGUUACACGCAAAUUCAAAACCAGUUCAUACCAGUAUUUAUGCGACCUGGGAAACCUUCCUAGAGGCUUUCCUCAGUCAAGGUGGAGUGAUUGAGGCCUGCCCGCCCUCCGAGAGCAUCACGACACUAACAGUAGACAUGAUGAUCGAGCCGAACGGUAAACACAGAAUGGUUUGCUGUGGGGACCAGAUCCAUGCAGAAACACCCUUCAGCUGUUGGGGGGUAUCGGUACCCCAGUCUUCUGUCGAACCAGAUGUCCUCAAUGUCGCCUGUAAACAGAUUGCGGAGGCCUGCAAAACCAGGGGUAUUCUGGGAUACUUCUCCGUCGACUUUGUCACAUUUAUAGACCCUAAAACUAUGGAGCAGAGGCUGUGGGCGUUAGAUCUUAGCCUACAUUACAGCGACAGCCUGGCCAUGUUCCAGCUCAUGUCCUAUGUCAGUAAUGGUGUUCUCGACCCGGCCAAGCAUGUCCUCAACGUUCCAAUGAACAAGCAAGAGAAACGUCAGAGGAGGCGAAGACUUGCUGGCCAGGAAGAAGAGACGGAGCCUAACACAGGUCGGUUUGGUGUCAUGAGUACUCGCCUCCUACACACAAACCUUGCUGUUGUCCACUACAGCGUGUUCUUCCAGAUGUGUAGGGCCCAUGGCAUUGGCUAUGAUAUCAAGGAGAAGCAGGGAACAGUAUUUACAUUAAUUGACAGUUUUAACAGAGAAAGGUUGGGCAUGUUGACCAUUGGAGACAAUCUACAAGGAGCUUUAGCUACGUUUGCUAGGAACAUGUCUGUCAUUCACCAGGAGAUCUCGGCACCAAACAUGCAGGGAGAGACCAAUUUCAAGAGUGCAAUAGAAGAUGUAGAAGGAAUUCUGGGUACGACAAUAGAGAAUGCAGAUGAGCCAGAUCACGAGGAGACCAAUGACCAGUCAUGAAAACUUUUUAUCAGGAGGAUAACUUAUAGCAAAAUACAUAUAUGUGUGACUCUUGUCAGUGUCUCGGUGACUUUCCUAUUCCAAAUGUAUAUUGUUCAUGCUCAUCUUUAGGGAAAUUUCUGUGCAAGAAAUACUUACUACAUAAUACAAGGAAAUCCUACAGUUCCUUUGGGAAUAAGGCAUUUUAAACUUAUUCUCAAGAAAGAAUAUCCCAUUAUUGAAUGUUGGUAAAUGAAAAUAAUAAUUUAUUAGAUGGGGAGAAGUUGAUGUUCAAUUUUUAGAAUGUCUGCUUUUUACCUCUGUUGAUCUGAAUUAUAAAAUUGUUGUGACAAACCAAAAGCUACUGGUGCUGUUAAGCUCAGCAUUAAGAUGUUAUGGGGGCCAAAACACUUGAUAUGUUAGCUGGUUAUCCGGGCCAGUUACCAAAAAGGGAAAGAAGUGUAUAACUGUGAUAUUGUUUUCCUUGUUGUCAUUACUUUUGUGGGGGUAUGUUUAUUGUUUUAAAUCUGUGAUAAAAACAUGUACAAUUAAAGUUGUCCGUCAUGACACCUGGAUCAGCAUUACCCGAGUAAUGAACAAAUCAUUAAUCCUCUGUGUAUUUUGUAUGGUGAUAUAACUUGUUCCCAUGUCUGCAAACAUCAAUAAGGUGCAGGCUUGCUUUGUUAACAUGUAGCUUGUUAAUUAAGAUGAUAAAAAUCUAUUUCUUAUAUCUGAUGGGUCCCAUUCCAGACAGUUAUUCAAAGGAAUAGCCUUUGACAGUCCCACUCUGGAAGAGUUCCAUUCCAGACAGAAAUUCAGCGGAAUAUUCUGGGAGAAUCCCAUUCCAGACAGGAAAAUUGAGGGUUAGUCUAGGAGAGUCUCGUUCCAGAUGGUAAAUUAGAGGGAGAGUCUCAUUCCAGACAGUAAAUCCGAGGAUUUGUCUAGGAGAGUCCCAUUCCAGACAGGAAAAUUGAGGAUUAGUCUAGGAGAGUCUCAUUCCAGAUGGUAAAUUAGAGGGAGAGUCCCAUUCCAGACGGGAAAAUUGAGGAUUAGUCUAGGAGAGUCUCAUUCCAGAUGGUAAAUUAGAGGGAGAGUCUCAUUCCAGACAGUAAAUCCGAGGGUUAGUCUAGGAGAGUACCAUUCCAGAAGGUAAAUCCGAGGGUUAGUCUAGGAGAGUCCCAUUCCAGAUGGUAAAUCCGAGGGUUAGUCUAGAAAAGUCCAAUUUCAGACGAUAAAUCCGAGAGCUAGUCUAGAAGAGUACCAUUCCAGACAAUAGUUAAAAGUUAGAGUCUAGGAAGUCCCAUUCCAGACAUUUUAAACAAUCCUAGAGAUAAUCAGCCGGAGAGUCCCAUUCCAGACACAAUAUUGAGGAAGUCUAAUAUAAGUUGGUGCUUUAUCAAUAAACCAGAAGAGCUGUAUUUCUUUGUUUUUGUAGAAACUGAUAGAUAAACAAUCUAUAUAUUGGUAGUAACAAGAGUUUAUCAUGUAAACAUGUUAAAAUUCAUCUUAAAUUUUUUACCAAGUUUUACCAAGAUACAUGUCUUUUUUUGCUUACAAUUCUUUUAAAGACAUUCAAAACAGACACCACUGACCAUUUGCCAGUUUUUUGUGAUGUUUCCAGCUAGAACUGUUUCUAUUUGUAAAUGUUAUGCUGUUUGUUAAAUUUGCCACUUCCAUCCAAACAUAAACCCUUUCAAGUCACAGAAAUGAGGAUGACUUUUUGUAGGUAAUUUUUUUCUACACCACUUACGAUGAUAUAUGUUAAGUUUGCCUGUUCCGUCCAAAAAAUAAACCCUUACAAAUGAUUUGAAAUCACAAAAGAGAGAGUACCUGGUAAUUUUUGGUACAUCAAUGAUACACAUGUAAAAGUUGAGAAAGAUAUUGGCUGGUUGCAAAGGCCCUACAACCACGGAUAAUAAUUUGUGAACCGCUUUGAGACGACGUACGAACUAGGUUGUGAUAAAGCGGUAUGCAUGUUAAGUUUGCCCACUCCGUCCAAAAAUAAACCCUUUCAAAUCACAAAAAUGAAGGUGACUUCUUGCGCAUAAUUUUAUUUUCUAUACAAAUUGCAAUGAUACACGUGAAUCCCCUUUAAAUCUCAAUAAUGAGGAAGGCUUUUACAUCUCUCCGUCCAUUUCUGUUGUGAAUGUUAGGUGUCCAGCCAAUGUGAUAUGUUGGUUGAAUAUUGUGAUAUUUUGUUAUGUGUCUUUCCAGUAGAGAAGCAUAUCAAACAUGCAUCUUUAUUCCACAAGUACUAUGAUUGUCCAAGCACUUGUUCUGUUGUUUGUAUUAGCAGCUGCUCUUUGAAGUGAAUGUUAUUUCAAAGGUUAAAACAAAAUCCCAAACAGAUUAAGCAAUUUAUAUUUACACCAAGAAAGUUGAUCAUAAAUGCCAACUAGAAUAAACACCACAAGUCAAUCAUAUUGAAAGAAUUUUACUUGAAUGACCUUGACCUUUGACUUUUUAGACUGCAGGAUCGAUAACUGAAGAGUUAUCUACCUUUUAUAUGCUAAAAAAACCUGGUACAUUUGUACUGAAUUAUUGAUAGUCACUGAUGGACAAUAUAACAUCAUAUUAUGUCCUCCAAUGUGGCCACGGAUGCGACACAUGAUAUACAUCCAGAUUCUUUUUUACAUAAAGUUGUUUUUAGCAUCUCAUGUAUGAAUUAUUGUUAACUGUAACAUAAAACCGUGUAAAUAAUAACUGAUUACCUUGUAUCUGUGGGCCAAAUUACCUGGUACCUAGGGGCCAAAGUGUGUCUGGGUAUUGGGGAGAUUAAUUUGAUGUUUAUAUAUAGUAAAUUUCCUCAUUUGUACAAUUUGUUUUAUCUGUGGUGUUUUAGAUUGGAAUUCAUCAACUCUACUGUAUUGACAUUGGUACCAUUUUAGUAUUAUAUAUAGUUGUGUUUUUAUAUGUAUUAUGUUCAUCCAAUUAUAGAUAUUUAUUGAAUUUUUUCUGUUAUUAAUUUUUAUAUGAAAAAUUAAUGUACACUGAAUUAUCAGAAUGAAAUGAUCAUUAUGAAAUGU